Molecule: messenger RNA, 1450 nt
Organism: Musa acuminata AAA Group (dessert banana)
Lineage: Eukaryota; Viridiplantae; Streptophyta; Magnoliopsida; Zingiberales; Musaceae
Exons: 2
Coding region: 211-1098 (295 amino acids)
Source: RefSeq, a predicted model, not a curated record
UUUCGAUUGAUCGAGAUGGGUACAGAAGGGAUAAUGGGCAGAUAUGUUUCUGGCGUUACAGGUGGAGUGGCACCCACUCUGACUUGGAGAAUGGCUGGAAAUGGAAAUCAGCAGCAAAAUCCAAAUUUGAUGAUUCUUCUCGAGGGAGGUGUCGAGUUCCGGUGACAGAGUGGUGACUGUUAGCAAGCUCGUGUUAUCUUGAGGAGAAAGAUGAGAUCUUUAAGCGGUUUGGGGAUCGGCUUAAGCGUCGUCUCAGGUUGCCUGUUCUUGGCUCUUGUUGCAGAGCUGUGCUACUUGUUCUGGUGGAGGAAGAUAAGCGAUGGAGACAUGGAGGACCGCUACCGCUGCAGGGCUUGUUUGCCUGCCAAAGGACUUGUUCAGCUCUUCUGCUGGAAGAAGCCACAUUCCUUGAGCUUCGCAGCACCCGACCGAGUGGAUGUAACUUCUUGUUCCGAUGAGGGACAACCGGAAGGCAAAGACCUCCUUCUGAAUCCACUCCGUAGGGAGGAUACCGUGGAGGCGGAGCUGAUGAGGUUUCAUGGUCUCCCAGGGCCUCCCAGACUUCUCUUCACCAUUAAGGAGGAAUCGAAGGAGGAUUUGGAGUCCGAGGAUAGCAUGUCCAGAGGUGGGAGGAGCAGGAAAGGUUCCCGGAGGAAGAGCUUGAAUGAUCUGUUCCUGUCUUCGGACACCCCGUUCAUGACACCGCUCCCUUCUCCUCCUCUUUUCUCUCCGGCACCGACUCCCUUCGAUUGCUACAAGCAAAGUGGAUUCAACCCCCUCUUCGAGUCCUCCAAGGAAGAAGAUUUGAUCAGGAUGUGGUCGUCGCCACCUCCCAAGUUCAAGUUUCUCAAGGACGCCGAGGAGAAAUUACACAGGAAGAAUCUGAUGGGAGAAGAGACUGGUCAUCCUUCUCAUCCUCCUCCUCGAGCUAUUUCACGUCCCACAGUCCCAGAAGAGGAAGAUGGAUCUUUCAUCACUAUAGUCAUAGGAAAGAACAGAGACAGAGGUCAGCAACACCAUCCUUGCUCCUCACAGGUGACUCCAGUACCUUCCUCUCCUUCAAGCAUCAAACUGCUACAUGGGAAUCACAGUCACUAAUUCCUCAUCAACAAAACUCGCAUUAUGGCAGCGAAUUUAGUAGCCACAUCAAUUCUUUUGUGAUGUACUCUCUCUCUCUCUCUCUCUCUCCACUUCCACUCAAAAUCAUUAUCUUUUGCUGGACGAGUGGAAGUCAUCAGACACCUCUUUUUCCGGCUUCCAUGUGAUGGAUGGUGAUGUGUAGAGUUGGCGUGCAGGUAAGGCAUCAAAAUGUUGCAUCGUUCACGCUACCUUUUGCUUUCGGUGGGCUGAGCUUGCAAUCAUUCCUGUGGAUGGUUUUGUAGCGCUAUGCCUUCCCUAUCCUUCCCUAUCCUUUCAUCUGCUUCGAGGAAACAGAGUGCUUUCCCCUCCA